Acanthoscelides obtectus is the source of this 6065-nucleotide messenger RNA. The record is from the annotation of a GenBank genome assembly. NCBI's taxonomy places the organism in Eukaryota, Metazoa, Arthropoda, Insecta, Coleoptera, Chrysomelidae.
AAGGCUCCAUAUCUCCAAACCUGUCUGAUAUGAUGAGGGAUGAGAUGACAAAUAAUUUUUUCCUGCUUUCAAGUACUCGAAGGCAAUUAACAUUCGUCCAGCAAUCAAUGAUCUAACAUUCAUAAUUGAUAACAGUUGGCAAUAUGAAAACUAAGAGAAGUAGAGGAUCAUCAAAAAAGUUGCCCAAAAGAAUCAAAAUGAAAGAGUUUACAAAAGCAAAUAUUUCUGAAAAUUCUCAACCAGAUUCAUUGACAGAACUCUGCUUAAGCUCAGAAAUUGAUCUGGGAACUACUACUGGGGAUUCAAAUUAUUCUGAUAUGAAUGAACAUACACAAGUCACAGAUUCUCUAAAUGUAACUGCUGAUAGCACAGUUACAUCAAGCAUGGAUCAUGCAUGCAUAUCGAAUGGAGAAGUACCUCUAUGUUCGACAACAGGUUUCAGUGAUAUCCCUGAAAGUCCUCAGUUUGAUCCUCAAGUUCAGUCCUCGACACCAUCCAUCCCAAGAACAAAAAUUGACCAACAAAAUACACUUAAGGAUUUGGAUUACUCACAAGUGGAAGGAUAUUCUGAAGUUACAGAUUCUGUGAAUAUUACUGCUGAUAGCUCACUUAUAUCUAGAAGUGAUCAAUAUUCAGAUAGUGCACAAAUUGUGGAGUUCUAUAAUGCACUGGAAGAUUGUUUAACCAACACAGAAGUAACACCUUGUUCAACUACAGAACUACAUGAAAAUAUUGAUGCAAAAAAGUGUAAGAAAGAAAUACCAACACUACUUUCUCACAAAUCUAAAUCAAACCUGGUACCAACUCCUUCAGCAAAUUUAGCUUCUAUAGAAAUAAAAAAGCAAGAUGACGAAACUAAGGUGAAGAUAUGUAGACUUUGCUUAGUUUUCAUAGAUGAUGAGGGUAUUCCAAUAGGAAAAAUACUUCCUAUGCUUCAAAUUGUUCUACCAGAGGUGGAUGUACAAAUAACAAAGGAUCCAGUUGUGUGCCAGAAUUGCUCCUCAUUUAUUGAUAAAGCUUCUGUAUUUAUGAUACAUACCUUGGAUGUAGAAAACAAAAUAAAAAGUUAUCAUGCAACACGUCUCAGCACUGAGGAACAAGUAGAUUUGUACAAUGUAUUGGAGUCUGCUUUUCCAAAGUUUGAAUUGGACACUGAUACUUUUGGUAAUGAUGAAAGUAAGCAUGAAGAAAUUGAUGAAAAAAAGGAAGACAUCAAGGACGUCAAGAGGAUAAGCAAAAAGCCUGAAUACAAACGAAAAUCGGUUCGAGAACACCAAAAAGGAGCAAAGUACUACUACUGCGAGCAUUGUACUUUUAAAACAAGAUACAGGAGCAGCAAGAAGCUUCACAAAAAGACAAUGCACUCGAACCCUGAUAACAUUGUCAUGCAUUCUUGCCCAGUUUGCCCAUUCAAAACUAAAUACCGGCGAUAUCUUAACACCCAUAUGCUUGUACACAAAAAUCCAGAGGAUUGUAAAAUGCACCAAUGCCCUGAAUGCGAAUACAAAACGAAGACCAAAAGUUACCUCAAAACUCACAUACUGACACACAAACGACCCGAGGAGGUUCCAAAGUAUAAAUGUGAAUACUGCAAUUUUGAAACAAAACAUAAAAAGUACCUAGAGACACACAGAUUGAUCCAUAUGGAUCCUGAUGACAUCCCAAUGCACCAGUGUGACAUGUGCAGUUUCCAGACUAAGUCAAAACAAUACUUGAAAACACAUAAAAUCAUGCACAAAGACCCAAAAGAAAUACCUACACAUAAAUGUGAUAUAUGCGAUUUUGAGACUAAGUCAAAACAGUACUUGAAAACGCAUAAAAUCAUGCACAAAGACCCGAAGGAAAUAACCAUGCAUAAAUGUGAACAUUGCAGUUUUCAAACCAAGUUCAAAUACUCCCUUAAAAAACAUGUAUUGAUACACAGAAAUCCUGAUGAGAUUCCUAUGUAUCAGUGUGACCAAUGUACAUUCAGAACAAGACAUAAGAAGUACCUGGAAACACAUAGCACGGUUCAUCUCAGCCCAGAUGAAAUUCCCAUGUAUCAGUGUGAUCAAUGUGAAUUUCAAACCAAGUCAAAGGCAUAUCUCAUGAAGACCCACAUGCAGAUUCACAAAAACCCAGAUGAAUUGAUCUUACAUAAAUGUGAAAUAUGCCCAUUUAAAACAAGGCACAAAGGUUAUAUUGAGACCCAUAUGCUGACACACAAAAGCCGAGAUGAGGUGACGUUGUACAGCUGUGAUAACUGUGACUUCAGUACGAAGUUCAAACAUUACUUGAGGCGGCAUAUCUUAGUGCAUCUUGCACCUGGUCAGUGUCCGAUGUACAAAUGUACAGAAUGCGACUUUGAGACGAAACAUAGGGGUUAUUUGGACACUCAUAUUUUGUAUGUGCACAAGAGUAAAGAUGAGGUUCAGAUGCAUAGGUGUACAGUAUGUGAUUUUGAGACAAAGUCUAAAGGGUACCUUAAGACGCACAUGCUUUUACACAAAAAUCCUGAUGAGGUCCCUAUGUAUAAAUGUAAAAGGUGUAAGUUUACAACUAAGCACAAGAGCUACUUGAAGACACAUAUUGUUCAUAUGCAUAAUAGGAAAUGGUUAUACAAAUGAGCUUAGGGGAGCAGUAGAGGUAAACGGACUCAAAGAAAGAUUGAGAGAUAAGAUAGAAUAUUUAUAUCUUUAAUGUACAUUUCCAAUCUCUGCCGAUCUGUGGUUAAAGUAGCAACAUAUAUCUGUUUCUAUAUAAUCAAUCUCAUAACAGGCGUGACAUUUUUCGUGACAGAUAAAAAAAUUCGAUUGAUGAUUGAAACCAUUGAUUAACAUAAACCCUAAUUCACUAGUAUUCAUCACGUUUUGACGUCUACUGAGGUGAACAGCUGAUCAGCAAGUGUAUUAGGUUGUAACGUUGGCAAUAAUGAUUCGGGUGUAAAUUUUGUAAACAUUUGCUUGCAGCGUUUUUUAAAUGCCGGGACACCGCGGCCUCUACGAUGAUCCCAAAGAAAUUUUGUUAAUACGAUGUUUGUACUGCCUAAGGUUAGUAGAACUGGGGAAAGCUUCCUCUUGUAGAUUCUUCCAUAAUUUCGACAACCUUGAGACAAAGGAGCCGUCGUAUCGUCCAUUUCUGGAUGUUCGACACUGUUAGGAUGGAAUGCCAAUGUCAGGCGGGUCUGUCUGGCAGGCACAUCGCGCGGUGGCAUCAUGGAAGAAAGCUCUAAGGAGCAAAGCCCGUUGGUGUAGCGGUAGAAGAGAGCUGGUUCGCCGACGGCCCGCCGGUGCGAAAGGGGGGGGCAGCACCCCAAACCUGUGAGCAAUACUCGAGGCUAGGCCUUAUCUGGACCUUGUAUAGAGUGAGAAGGUCAUGCGGAGAAAAGUACUUCUUAGCCCUAAACAAAUAGCCUAGCUUUUUCAUAGCAGCUGCCGCUAUUGACGCGAUGUGUUCGUGCCAGAUCAGGUCCUCGGUGAUCUGGACUCCGACCAGCCGAAAUGAAUGGCUCUUUGCCGAACUCGGUCAUCCAUCAAAACCGGAUGAGCGCUAGGACGCUUUUUGUUCGUCAAGGUACAGUACUGUGUUUUGGAAGCGUUAAACUGUACCCUGGGGAACACCCGCGUUGACAUUGUGGAAUAAAGAAAAGAAUCCAUCAAUUACGACAGAUAUCUUGCGGCCAGAGAUAAAGUCGGCCACCCAUCUGCAAAGCUUUUCUGGGAGGCCGUAGAAUGAAAGUUUGCUUAAGAGGGCAGCGUGCCACAGCUGAUCGAACGCUUUCGUGAUGUCAAGAGCAACGACAUGAGCCCCACCAUAAGACUGGAUGAGUUUACUCCACAAUUGCGUGACGUGAGCUAGGAGGUCGCCUGUGGAUCGCAGGUGCCGGAAACCAUACUGCCUGUCGCUAAUCAAGCUCGCGAUUUAUGCACCUCUCCAUCACCCUAGUUAUAACAGAAAGCAGAGCUAUAGGCCCGUAGUUGUAAGAGUCGGUCUUAGAUCAUUUUUUUUUUGGGAUGGUCCGCGACAGUGAAACAGACAUCUCUCCAAGGAAAGGUUGAAAGAGCCGCUCCCAGUCGAAAUAUCCGUAAUGUCAAAUUUUGCGGCCUGUGCGAGUUACUGCUGCCACAGCAGGUUCUGACCGAAACCUAACCUCCACAAGACCGUGGUCUGAGUUACCCAGGGGGCACCGGACAGCAGUGCUGUAAGGGACAGGAUGUGUGGCCAGAAAAAAAUUAGGGCUCAUUACGAGCUGGGUCAACCCUUGAGUAAGAGCGAACGUUUCAACUGCACGACCUGCUUCAUCGGUCUUGUUUGAGCUCAUCCAAAGCUCAUUAUGGGCAUUGAAAUCACCGGGGAGAACUACCUCUGAAGCGAGGUGAUUGAUGUUCAGGAAGUCGUUCUUGACCGCGAGGUAUUCAACUAGUUCAUCCCAGUUAUGGUCCGAGGGAGAGCGAUAAAGGCAGCAAAUAAAUUUGGGGGGUGUUUCGGAGUUGAAGCGAAGCCACAGAAUGUCCUUCCGGUCUGAUUCCAAAUAAACAUCUCUGGGGCAGGAAAGACUGUUGCGGACAAAAGCCACAACUCCCCCGUUCUCUCUCAGAUUUGAGUGCACCUCGUAAUUUGGGAAGCUAAGAUAGUUAAUCAGUGCAGACUCUCAGUUUUUUGUCUCCGCCAGGAAAAGCAUGGCGGGACGAUUGGUUUGCAGAUAGUGAUCAACAGCAUCAAUGUUGCUGUUAAUCCACCCUCCAGCCGGACAUUCCGAGAGUGGAGUGAGUUUACUUCCGGAAUUCUUAGUAUUCGAGCGAUCCAUCAUCAUUAGUUUCUUUGUUUUGGAAGAUAACCGACUGCAUAGCUUAGGUGUGGAAACAUUUAUAAAACGGGUGGUACCGCCUCGGUCGACUGGUCCGUGUUAAUGAUGUUAAAAAGAUCUAAAGUGGCCCGUUGGCGGACUUGUACCGCCACCCGGCAAUCGGUACUGAGGUGUUCCUUAACGCGUGUACAAUCACUUGAACGGGAAGAAGUUGUAUACUGGAUACAACUUCCGGAACAAGCCACGUCUCCGCUCAGUAGGGGAGGUUUUUUGUGUGCAAAUGAACUUUUUUAAAUAAAAGAGCUGUCAAAGUACAAAACGAAACUGUAGCAUAUAAAAAACCAAAACAAAAUGCGGUUCUGUCUACCUGGCGUUGAUGAAUCCGUCAGAAUUAUGUCACUUGUGGAUAUGGAGAGUUUUGAACUAUUACUUGAUGAUCAGAUAUUAUUAUACCGUAAUGGAUAUACUCGUAAAAAAGAAGAUACCCAACCAGCCUGUAUUUACUAAGCCAAUCACAUACAAUUUUCACUGUCACAGCUAUUUUUCCAAAUAGAAACCCAGUAAUUCAUUUAAUAGGAAUUUUGCUUUUAAAAGAAAAUUGUUCAUUCUUCAAGAUGGAUAAUGUGUUAUGUAUUGUCUGUAUCACGCACCAUAUCGGUGCAAGAUCAACAUAGGUACAUCGGUGGAGCUGGUAUACCAGUAGAUCGGUUGUGAUAGUACUGUGUUGGUACUACGAGGUCGGCAAAAAAGGAUCAAAGUUGGCCUAGUUGCCAGACUUCAGCAAUGACAUUUAUUUCGGUGCAAAAAACGUAAUGAAAAAAUUGACUUUGAAGACUUAGCUGCUAUAGAAACUUAUGUUUCUAUAAUUAUAACUAUUACAGAGCUUAACCAUUCACCGAACCGUUUUACCUGAACAUUCUAACACAGCGAAAACAUAUUGGGAAAUAUAACUUCUGUGAAGACUUCGCGCAAUCUCAGCAUGUUACAGGACCGUUCAGACUAUUGUAGAACACACUGUAUAGGUAUGUGAAAAAGGAAAAGAGACACGAUAUGUUUUUUGGAAGACAGAAAACAUAUAUUGUCAAUUGUAUUUAACAAAGACCACAAUGGUGUCGAAACGUCGUACAAUAAACAGAAAUCUAAACAUAUACAGGGUGUUCCUUAAUGAGAUGCGAAUAUUUAAGAGUGUGAAUCUACAUGAAAAAUUAAUGAUAGUUUUCUUUAUAAACUAUGGUCCAAAAAUGUUUCCUUACAAAAACUCGAGGUGUUGAAGUUUUAG